UGACCUUGCCCUUGGUGUCCUGUGUGAAAGAGCUCCCUGUGAUAGGUCACAUUCUGGAAAAAAGUUUGACCAAUCAAAUUACAUUUCCUUUAGUUCUCUUUCAAGCGUUGUAGAUCUAUGGUCUGAGUAUUGCAGCCAAGGAGGAUCCUGUGAGCUGUGAUUUUGGACUUGUGCAAGCGGAUUUCCGUCGUUUAGAAAGAAUCGAAGGAAGGCUGGGUCAAGAGUACUCCCAAAGACCCCUUGGAAUUGAAGAUGCCUUACCCCUCCCACCCAUUUGACCAAAACUCUAUUGGGAUGGACACUCCUGAUGGUUCAAAGGCAUUCAAGAGAGACACUGCAAACAGAGUGUUUGUGAAUAGAAGUCUUAGUCUGGAUAAGAUCAAAUUCUUUGGCUUUGAUAUGGACUAUACUCUAGCAGUGUACAAAUCUCCUGUGUAUGAAAAGAAAGCCUUUCGUUUAAUCUGUGAAAGGUUAGCUUCCAUUGGUUACCCAAAGGAUGUACUUAACUUUGAAUAUGAUGAAUCAUUCCCAGCUAGGGGUCUCUUCUUUGACUGUGAACUAGGAAAUCUGUUGAAGGUGGACACAUAUGGAAACAUUCUUGUUUGUGUGCAUGGUUUUAGGUUCUUAAGUGGUUAUGAAGUGAGGAAAGUGUACCCAAAUAAGUUUGUCCAGUCUGACUCUUCAAGAUAUUUUAUAUUGAAUACAUUAUUCCACUUGCCAGAAACACAUUUGUUGGCCUGUCUAGUGGAUUAUUUUGACAACUGUCCUGAUUUUAAAAGGACAAAUAAUGGUGUAACUAGCUCUGAUCAGUUGCUUUUGACCUACAAAAGCAUUCAUCAAGAUAUUAGAGCAGCAGUAGACUGGGUGCACUUAAAGGGCACAUUGAAGCAAAUUACUGUAGACAAUCUCGAGACUUACGUUAUUAAAGAGCCUAAACUUCCAAAAUUACUAAUUAGAAUGAGGCAAAGUAACCGCAAAACAUUUAUACUUACAAACAGUGACUUCUUAUACACAGAUAAAAUCAUGUCCUUCUUGUUGAAUGAAACUGAUGAGUCGGGAAAGACAAUCAAGAAGUGGACAUCUUAUUUUGAUUAUGUUGGUGUAGAUGCUAGAAAACCACUCUUCUUUGGAGAAGGUACAGCACUGAGAAGGGUUGACACGGAGACUGGAGCUCUUAGCAUUGGGAGAUACUCUGGUAAACUAAAGGAGGGACAAAUAUUCUCUGGAGGUUCUUCAGAUGUGUUUUGUAACCUUUUAGGUGCUGAAGGAAAGGACAUACUGUACAUUGGGGACCACAUUUUUGGUGAUAUCCUCAAAUCCAAGAAAAAGCAAGGAUGGAGAACAUACCUUGUGAUUCCAGAACUGACUCGAGAACUGGAGGUGUGGCAAUCGAGACAAGAUGUUUUCACAAAGCUUCGUGAUCUUGACAUAGCACUAGCUGAUACGUACAAGAAUUUGGACUCGGCCGCAAUUGACAAACCAGACAUCACAGAAAUAAAAACUUCCAUAAAGGAGGUAACUAACAUGAUGGAGACAUGUUACGGUCAGAUGGGCAGUCUUUUCCGUAGCGGUAACAGGCAGACCUUCUUUGCCAGCCAAGCUACACGCUAUGCUGAUUUAUAUGCAGCCUCUUGUGUGAACCUGCUGCACUAUCCCUUCAGCUAUCUCUUUAGGGCUCCACCACAACUUAUGCCACAUGAAUCCACAGUGGAGCAUACAGGAGAGCUGUUUGAACCUACGGAAAGCAGUGCCUUUGCCCCAAGGGGCUUCUCUUUUAGUGAUGACAACCCAUCAUCAUGUACUUUAGAUCUUCACAGGCAAAUCUCAAAGAACUCCACUGGAAGUGUGUGUAGGUGUGAUGAUGACGAUGAUGAUUCUACUGAGUCAGAGAGUGGUGAAAGUGCGCAGGAGCCUAGCACUCCUGUUUAUGAGGAGAAGAAUGGUGUGAGUCCUUUGGACAAGAUAUAAUGAGGAAUGAUAUCGUUAUCUUAUUUAAACGAGACUUUGAAUUUGCUCAAGAAUUUGAAGGAAAAUCAUGCAAUUAUUGUUGUUGAUAAACUUCUCUAGUUUUCACUUAAUGAAAAACACUUCACAAAGCACUGUGAAGGCCUCGAUUGAUGGCAAAGAAAGGAAAGUAUGCAAGUUUGGUUAGAGCAUCAGAUAAACCACAUUUUUGCCAAUGCCAAUUUCUCUUUUAUACCUAGUGAAAUGGAUAUGAACCCCACACAGCUUUUCAGAUUUAAAAAAUGGCAGAGUAGAUUUCCAGACCCAUUCAAUAAAUUGCACUGUUUAGCAUAUGUAUCCAAUAGGUAUUGCACAUUUUAUAUAUCUACAUAAUUAUAUUUUACACUUAGUAAGGUGGAAGAUUGUACUAUUUCAGAUAAUGUAAGUGCUUAUACUUGGAUACAUAUAUUUUCUACUUAGUAAGAUGUAAGAUUGUUCUAUUUUGAAUAACGCAAGUGCUUUUACUUGGAUAUCAAGAGUAAAAACAGAGUCUUUAAAUUAGUUCAAUGAUAUUGUUAUUAUUUAUUUGUGGGUGAUUUUAUUAUUGAAAUUGAUGAAAAUUUUUUCUGAAAUUUUAUUAUCCAGGAAAAGUCUCAUUUGUUCCUAACUGAAAUGGAAAAAGUGAAAAUAAGAUCAACAAUCCGUUGUCGCACCAUCAAUGUCAACCAUUUAAGUAAUUUUUCACUUCUAGUCAAUCGUUUUCUUGAAAAAGUCCCAGUUUAGUUUUUGCAGCCAUGUUCUUUGUUACCUGUCACUGUUAGGAUGUCUCUAUUGUGUUGACACAAAGGUACAGAAAUAAAAAAAAAAAAUUAAUCAAGGUGGUAGAAAUAUUAAAGAUAAUAAACUUCAAUCUAUGCAUAACAUCUUCUGCACACAUAAACACAACCACAAGCACAGUUGAUAAUUAUAAUUGCUUGACGAGAAAAGAAAUUAAAUAAUGUAUUUUCCAUUUUAAGGUCAUUGUAAUGAAGUAAAUGCUUUGUACAUGGAAUAGCAUGAUUUUUCAUGUGUUACAUGGCCCGAAAAAAGUAUAAAAAAUGAAGCUACUGAGAUAAAGUUUUUUACUACCAUUUCAAGAUCAGCCAAGCUUUAGAUAAGUGUGUUGCGAAUAACUUUGGUGUUAAGUUAUGUGAGUAAUCUAACAAUUUAUUUACCAUGAAAUUGUGUAAUCUGACAAUAAUGUGGGUUUCAUUUGAUUGUAUUUAGGGUUUGAUAUGUAGGAUUUUUUACCUUUUUCAUGAAUGCAGUUAAAAAAAAAUCCAGACAGUACUAUGCCUAGUGUAAGUAAUGUUAUGGUACUUCAUCAAGCAAAGCAAAGCUUAUUAUAAGUAACUUUUCUAGAAUAUCAAUUUACUUUUGUGUUUCCCAGGGAAAUACUAGGCCAACUGGAAGGAUAAUCUAUCAGUGACUCAGAAAUCACAUUGUGCCCUCUUUUUCCCAUGCAUUCCCUUUAUUAGUGAGUGAUGUUGGUUAUUGCUGGUAUAAAAGUGAUACUGCUGCGGAGAAAAUGUCUUUGAAUUAAAAAACAAGUCAAAUAAAAAAAUUAAGGAGAAAAAAAGACAGUGAUCAGUAAUCAAUAGAGUUAUGUUACUUGGUAUGUUACUUGGUAUGUUACGGAAAUUAAUAUCAAAAUUAGCCCCCUUAAGUUUAACAGUUUGGCUAAAUUACUGUAUGUUGUGGUACAAAUUAUUACUCAAAAUAUUUACAAUAUUCACAAAUUAUUAUUCACAAUAAAUUACUGGUUUAACAAGAAA
This is a messenger RNA of Stylophora pistillata, 3758 nucleotides long. RefSeq names its product cytosolic purine 5'-nucleotidase. NCBI's taxonomy places the organism in Eukaryota, Metazoa, Cnidaria, Anthozoa, Scleractinia, Pocilloporidae. The record is from RefSeq and is a predicted model, not a curated record. Gene Ontology annotation, molecular function: 5'-nucleotidase activity.